CCGUUUAGUCUGUCGAUAGAACGGAAGCAGAAUGCGACGUCAGUCAAUGUCAGUCUGCUGAUAUGUUGUAAUCAAAUCUGUUGCUAGUCUGCUGAAAUUCUAUUUUACUGUCUGCUUAUAACAUUUAUUGUAGUUGAACAUAAUUUGUGUACACUUCUACGAUCAAUCCAGAUUCGCAAUGGUACUUGUAGAAUUAAUUGGGGUUUUCAUUGUUGCUUUAAGCAUAGCAUAUAUUUAUUAUAAGUUUGUGGUAUUUAAUUUCUGGCGUAAAAAGGAUGUUUUUUAUAUUAAACCUGUUGUACCAACUGGAAAUAUAACAGCUCUCGUAACUGGAAAAGCGCAAUUAGGUGUACUUUUCCACGAUGUCUACAUGAAAUAUAAGCAUCAUCGCGUUAUUGGAAUGUAUUCACUUUUUAAACCAAACUUGGUGAUCAACGAUCUCGACCUUAUUCGAAUGGUGUUGACUAAGGAAUUCGGAAGUUUCCAUGACCGCGGAAUGUAUUGUAACGAAAAGAUCGACCCAUUGUCCAACCAUUUGUUUCUUAUAUCUGGGAAGAAAUGGAGAAAUAUGCGCUACAAUGAACAGUUAUCCAUCAGUUAA
This is a messenger RNA of Wasmannia auropunctata (little fire ant), 601 nucleotides long. RefSeq names its product probable cytochrome P450 6d4. Gene Ontology annotation, molecular function: monooxygenase activity; heme binding; iron ion binding. Lineage: Eukaryota; Metazoa; Arthropoda; Insecta; Hymenoptera; Formicidae. The record is from RefSeq and is a predicted model, not a curated record. The transcript is spliced from 4 exons. The coding region runs from base 179 to 601 and encodes 140 amino acids.